Messenger RNA from Lutra lutra (Eurasian river otter), 2201 nucleotides. It is a transcript of the gene SSBP3, whose product is annotated as single stranded DNA binding protein 3. Bases 391 to 1557 code for a protein of 388 amino acids. The record is from RefSeq and is a predicted model, not a curated record. The transcript is spliced from 18 exons. Gene Ontology annotation, biological process: positive regulation of transcription by RNA polymerase II. Gene Ontology annotation, cellular component: nucleus. Gene Ontology annotation, molecular function: single-stranded DNA binding; protein binding. Lineage: Eukaryota; Metazoa; Chordata; Mammalia; Carnivora; Mustelidae.
AGCGGCAGCGGCGGCGGCAGCGGUGCCGGAGGCGCAGAGGGCGGCGCAGGCGGAGCCGGGCGGGCGGGCGCGCGAGCGAGCCAGCGGGCGGCCGGGCCGGCGGGCGAGCGGCGGCGGCGGCGGCGGCAGCGGCACCCCAGGCCGAGCCGGCGCGGGAGGAGUUCCAGGGCGAUGGGGCCGCGGCCGGGGCUGACGCUUUGACAGCUGGAAAGAGCGCGGAGCCAGCGCCUGGGGGGGAGGGAGGGGAGUGCGGCGAGGAGAGCGCGAGCGGGCGAGCGAGCGAGGCCGGGGAGGGGGCCGGGAGCGAGGGGGCAGCUCGGGAGCAAGCCGGAGCGGUAGCGGCGGCGGCGGCGGCGGCGGCGAGGCUCGGCGCCCUCUUCUCCGCAAACCAUGUUUGCCAAAGGCAAAGGCUCGGCGGUGCCCUCGGACGGGCAGGCUCGGGAAAAGUUAGCUUUAUACGUCUACGAAUAUUUACUGCACGUAGGAGCACAGAAAUCUGCACAGACCUUCUUGUCGGAGAUUCGAUGGGAAAAAAACAUCACGUUGGGAGAACCGCCUGGGUUUUUGCACUCGUGGUGGUGCGUAUUCUGGGACCUUUACUGUGCAGCUCCUGAAAGGCGAGACACUUGUGAACAUUCGAGUGAAGCAAAAGCCUUUCAUGAUUAUAGUGCAGCAGCCGCCCCGAGCCCUGUGCUUGGCAACAUUCCCCCCAACGAUGGGAUGCCAGGAGGCCCCAUCCCGCCGGGUUUCUUUCAGGGUCCUCCGGGGUCACAGCCCUCGCCGCACGCACAGCCUCCACCUCACAAUCCCAGCAGCAUGAUGGGACCCCACAGUCAGCCUUUUAUGUCACCGCGCUACGCAGGCGGCCCCAGGCCCCCGAUCAGAAUGGGAAACCAGCCUCCGGGAGGAGUUCCUGGGACCCAGCCGCUGCUGCCCAAUUCCAUGGAUCCCACCCGACAACAAGGGCACCCCAACAUGGGAGGAUCAAUGCAAAGAAUGAACCCUCCCCGAGGCAUGGGGCCCAUGGGGCCCGGCCCACAGAAUUACGGCAGCGGCAUGAGACCACCACCCAACUCCCUCGGCCCCGCCAUGCCCGGGAUUAACAUGGGCCCGGGAGCUGGCAGACCCUGGCCAAAUCCUAACAGUGCUAACUCAAUCCCAUAUUCCUCCUCAUCACCUGGUACCUAUGUGGGACCUCCUGGCGGUGGUGGUCCCCCAGGAACACCCAUCAUGCCUAGUCCUGCAGAUUCAACAAAUUCCAGUGACAACAUCUACACAAUGAUUAAUCCAGUGCCGCCUGGAGGCAGCCGGUCCAACUUCCCGAUGGGUCCAGGCUCGGACGGCCCAAUGGGAGGCAUGGGCGGCAUGGAGCCACACCACAUGAAUGGAUCAUUAGGGUCAGGUGACAUAGACGGACUUCCAAAAAAUUCUCCCAACAACAUAAGUGGCAUUAGCAAUCCUCCAGGCACCCCUCGAGACGAUGGUGAGCUAGGAGGGAACUUCCUUCACUCCUUCCAGAAUGACAAUUAUUCUCCAAGCAUGACGAUGAGCGUGUGACCCCCUCCUCUUCUCCGAGACGCUGAGAGAGCCGGCAUUGCAGGCGGGAAGAUGCCAGAAAUUAUGCAAGAAGAAGUGAGGUGUCAUUACCCAGGAGCUGGGGGAGGGGCAUCUCCCUGCUCCCCCUCAGCCCCCACUCUCCUCCUCCAGUCCCCAAACCUGUCCCAAUUUUAGUUUCAUGCAAUAAAAAGGCCGAACUUUUUAUUCCAUAAAAUAUGAAGGACAAAACUCAAAAUAAAAAUAUAUUUCAAGUCAAUGACCAGAAAAAUCCCACCCCAUGCCCAUUCCCAAAAGGACCUUUUAUGUACGUGACACUUUUAUGUUGUUUUUGUUUGUUUGUUUGGGGUUUUACCGUUACUGGGAUUUUUUUAAUUUGUUUUCAAGGGGGGUUUUUUGGGGGAAAAAUUUUUAAAAAUGGAAGCUUCUAGCAAGCCCCCCCCACCCCAUCCCACCCCAGUCAACCUCUUUGCUUUCUUCUUUAAAAAAAAAAAAGGACAAAAAAAAAAAAAAAACAACCACACCCUGCUGUAUGUCUGUACCCAAGCCCUUCCACCAGGAAAGCUAGUCUAGGUGUGAGGUCUCACGCUGUCUUUGUAGCCAUCUAAAAAUAAUGAUAAUAAUAAUAAACUGGGCAGUUUACAAUC